AGAUUAGAGGAGAGUCUCAUAUUUCGGUCUCCUCUUAGCUAUUUUUAUGGAAUGAUGCUCGAUCCUUUGUGCACAAGACGAGGGAACAAACAGGAAAGGAAAGAACAACCUUUGACACCUGAAGAAGAGAAAAUAGCGGGUACACCUUUUCAGGAGGGAGCUCUGAUCAUCAAACACAGUCCAAGAUUUUGUUGUCACCCACCCAAGAUCACUCUGUUUGAUGCUUAAUUGCCUAGAGAGAUAGAAAGAGAGAGAGAAUGUGGGUAGGAAAGGGUCAUGUGGAGAAGAAAGCCGCGAUGAGGAAUGGAUUGGUCGCGGUCGCCAUCGACAGGGACAAAGGUAGCCAGUACGCCAUCCGGUGGGCCGCCGAUAAUAUCCUCUCCAAAGGCCAAACCGUCAUCCUCAUCCAUGUCCACCACAACUCCGCCUCCGCUUCCUCGCCACAACUCCAUCAUAAUUAUGACCCCAGCACGGCUUGCGGUAUCGAAGGCCCAUCGCCACGCAAGCAGGAGUUGCAGAGGCUAAACAAGGACCUGUUCCUCACCUUCCAUUGUUAUUGCACUCGAAAAGAUAUACAUUGCCUAGAUGUCAUACUGGAGGACCAGGAUGUGGCUAGAGCAAUUACAGAAUACGUCUCUUACGCAGGGAUAGAGCUCUUGGUUCUCGGUGCUUCGCAGCGUCAUGGAUUCAUCAGAUUAAAGCAUUCAAACAUCCCAAGCUGUGUAUCAAAAGGGGCACCGGAUUUCUGCACGGUUUACGUCAUCUCCAAAGGAAAGGUCUCUUCUGUGCGGAAUGCUUCUCGUCCAUCUCCUUACGCCUCUCCUCUUCUUGACGAAAUACAGAACCUUAACGAACAGACCGCUGGUUCUGAGAAACACUUGCUGAACAGUUUAAAAGAUCAAACAUCAAUCAAGUCUUCUCCUGCCAGGCACAAUGAGUCCAUAAAGUCAGCAUUGGAUAGAGGAAGAGGCUCCUCAGCAUUUGCAGCAAGGAUGAUGCCAGAAGUAGACACUGACAUAUCGUUCAUCAGCUCUGGAAGAUCAAGCACAGAUCAGUCGUCCUCUUUGCUCUAUGACCGAAUGGACUCCGUCUACCCACCCAGUCUCCCCACCAGCCCAGAUAGGUCAUCCAUUCAUUCACUUCAGAGAUUUAUCGAUUUCGGUUCAUCAUAUGAAUUGUCACAGAUCUCACAAGAGAGUGGGCGAACAUCAUGCUCGUUCUCAUCACAGAGCCUGGAUGAUGUACAAGCUGAAAUGAGGAGGCUAAAGUUAGAAUUGAAGCAAACAAUGCAUAUGUACAGUACAGCAUGCAAGGAGGCACUGGUGGCACAACAGAAGGCGGUGGAGCUGCAACGCUGGAGAUAUGAAGAAGAGCGGAGACUGGAUGAGGCGCAACUUGCUAAGGAAACCGCGCUGUCAAUUGCAGAGAAGGAAAGAGCUAAGUACAAAGCAGCCCUUGAAGAAGCAGAGGCUUCACAGAGAAUUGCAGAGCUGGAAGCACAAAGGAGACUGAAUGCAGAAAUGCAGGCCCUCAGAGAGGCGGAAGAGAUAAAGAAGGUAUUGGAUGAACUGCAGAACAGCGAUGCGAGAUACAGGCGAUACACAAUUGAAGAGAUUGAAGCUGCAACGAAUUUCUUCGCCGAGUCUCACAAGAUUGGCGAGGGAGGUUAUGGCCCAGUGUUCAAGUGUUACCUUGAUCAUACACCGGUUGCGGUUAAAGUUUUACGUCCAGAUGCAGCUCAAGGAAGGUCACAGUUUCAACAAGAGGUGGAAGUACUUAGCCGCAUAAGGCAUCCCAAUAUGGUGCUUCUCUUGGGAGCCUGCCCGGAGUACGGGUGUCUAGUGUACGAGUACAUGGGCAACGGAAGCUUAGAGGAACGUCUUUUCCAGCGAGGCAAGUCCCCCGUUCUGUCUUGGCAACUUAGAUUCAAAGUUGCUGCGGAGAUAGCCACAGGCCUCCUGUUCCUCCAUCAGACAAAGCCAGAGCCUCUAGUCCAUCGUGACCUCAAACCCGGCAACAUUUUGCUCGAUUACAACUAUGUCAGCAAAAUUAGCGACGUUGGAUUGGCUAGGCUGGUUCCUCCUUCGGUUGCUGAAAGUGUGACACAAUACCGAAUGACAUCAACCGCAGGCACUUUCUGCUACAUCGAUCCGGAGUAUCAGCAAACAGGGAUGCUAGGCGUGAAAUCCGACGUAUAUUCUUUCGGAAUCGUGCUUCUGCAGCUAAUCACAGCAAAAUCACCAAUGGGCAUCACUCACCACGUGAGCAAGUCCAUAGAGAAAGGGAACUUUUCAGAGAUGCUAGACCCCGAAGUACCUGACUGGCCCGUUGAUGAGGCCUUGUCCCUCGCACAGAUAGCUCUCCAAUGCGCUGAGAUGAGACGGAAAGACCGGCCGGAUCUCAGCAAGGUUGUCUUGCCAGAGCUCAACAAGUUGAGAGAUUUCGCUGAAGAGAACUUGCAGCACUGCUCAAUAUUGGGUGGCAGUGCACUGACAUCCCCUCACCACUCUUACAUUUCCACAGCUCAGGAGGUGAUGAGCGACCCUCUAGUGGAACAGUCGGGGAGCUCGAGGGGCUACUCCAGCACUUCAGCCCAGACAACCACCUGAUUCGCAAGAAGCAAAGUAUUCUAUUCGCUUCGCGGUUUAUUAGCACGGGCGGAGACAGACCAGUUUAUCACAUUGCCUUGUUGUAGUGGGCGUGCACAUCCACUAGUGUAUAGGAAUCCACUCUGGGGAACGUGAAAUGUUGAAUUUAGGACAUGAGAAAACUAGGAGUUAGGAAGUUUGGGAAACUUGAGGAAGUCCAAUUUUGGUCCAGCAACUUCCACCGUACAUAUGACUGGCAAAACUAAUUUACAGAACUGUGGUUGUUCCUGAUUUUUUGCCUCCCCUCAUUUUUUUCUUCUCUGAAGAAAGUAAACCAUCACUCAUCUAGAGGGAAACAGAAAGAGCUUGCACUGGCACAUGUACUU
Rhodamnia argentea is the source of this 2974-nucleotide messenger RNA. Its product is annotated as U-box domain-containing protein 35-like. The record is from RefSeq and is a predicted model, not a curated record. The coding region runs from base 258 to 2609 and encodes 783 amino acids. The transcript has 10 exons. NCBI's taxonomy places the organism in Eukaryota, Viridiplantae, Streptophyta, Magnoliopsida, Myrtales, Myrtaceae. Gene Ontology annotation, molecular function: ATP binding; protein kinase activity. Gene Ontology annotation, biological process: protein phosphorylation.